GUAAAGUCCAGGAAUGCUGGAUCAGCCACCUAAGCACAAUGAGCAAGGAGGCUAAGAAGAGAGCCACCAUAGAGAGCCAGCUAAACUCCUGGAACUCCAUCAGCGCCUCCUGGAGCCUCUCAUAUCACCAGGUCCAGAUGGUCCAGAUGGAAGUAAGAGCAGCUCAGCCCUCUUCAGCCUGUGAAUGUCAGCACACAAAUGGUCUGUACGAACGUGGUACCAACGAUGGACAUCAGGAGCUUCUUUCAACGAAAAAACUCAGAUGAGUCAAGAGAAAUUGAGGAGGAAAGGACACACCAAACAGUCUCGUGGCUGAAGCCUUCAAAACGAAAACGAUCAGAAUCAGAGGUGGACUCCCAGGAUGAUAACUCCCACAGCCAGCAUAAUGUUGCAGCCGGUCAGAGUGAGACGCAAGCUUAUGAAUGCAGCAGCAGUGACAGUGCUGAGGUUUCCACGACUACUGUUGAUUAUGCUAAUGACACAUCCGCUGACAAGAACAAUGACUUUGAGCAACAGUGGCCAGAAUGUUGGUCCCAAGCACAGAUACACUAUUUCUCCACAACGUAUAGGUGGCUAAUCAGCAAAAAUAAAAAGUUGGGCUGUAGUACUUGUAGCCACAUAAAUGCACGCAUGGAUAUGCAGCAAGGACAGAGAGUGUCACCGGAGUGGAGUCGGUGCUUAGUUUCUUCAUUUGGAAAGGACAAGGCUGCACAAAACAACUCGCUGCGAAAGAAAAUUAAAGAACACAAAGACUCAAAAUUUCACAAGAAAGCAGUUGAGAUAAAAGAGAGGGCAGCAGACAACACUAUGAAAAAACACAUUGAGGACAUGCAAAAGGCUGAUUAUAAUUCCACUUGUAAUGUGUUUAGAACAGCAUACAAGACUGGCAAGCACGUGCGUCCCUUCACAGAUAUGCCAGUUGAUGUCCAACUGCAAGUUUUAAAUGGAGUGAAUAUGGGCCGAGUUUUGCACUCAAAUAACACGUGUGCACACAUACUGGAUCACAUUGCAGCUGCAAUGAAAGAGAAAAUAGUUAAUGAGAUUGUGAUGAAUCGUAGAAAACUGUGUGUGCUCAUUGAUGAGUCCACUACAAUAAGUGGAAAGUUUGUGUUAGUCGUGUGCCUUCGCGCAGCUAUAGCAGGUAGAGCCAGAUACUAUAUUUUUUGAACUGAUUGAGCUGCAGGACACUUCAGCAAAGGAAAUAACUGAUGCACUAUGUCUUCAAAAAAAGGCUUUGACCCUUGUUUUUUACAGGACUAUUUGUUGGCCUUCGCUUGUGACGGAGCAUCAGUGAUGCUUGGGAGGAAAGCAAGAGUCGCUGCACAGCUUUGUUGCAAAUUCCCUAACUUUUGUCUGGCAUUGUUCUAACCACAGACUGGAACUGGCAGUAUGUGAUGUUUUGAAGGAGGUUGGGGGAAUCGAUCACUUCAAUUUUUUUUUAGAUCAGCUGUACUCCCUCUACCAUGCAUGCCCAAAAAAAUCAAAGAGAAUUAACUGAGAGUGUGUUGGACAGUGUCUUCUUGUGAUUGGAUGUGUUUUAUCAGUGUGUUGGGUUGCUUCAAGUGAGAGAACAGUGAAAGCAGUAUGGGAAAACUAUCAAGCUCUGCAGAUGCACUUCAAAAGUGCUGCUGCUGAUACCAACAGGAAUUCAUGCGAGAGAGCAAAAUACAAAGGACUUAAUGACGUUCUUACUUCUGUCUCCUUUGUGGCCAAUCUUAGUGUCAUGUAUGAUGCUCUCACAGAACUCCGUGACCUCUCAAGAAUGCUCCAGAGACGAGACGUGACAUUGGACCAAGCCGACAGGUUGCUAGCCCGGCAAAUCCGUGUCUUUGAGUCAAUGGUGUCCACACCUGGUUCACAAACACAAGUGGCAAUCGAAGCAGAAGAGAAGAAAAUCUUCAGAAAUGUAAAGCUGCAUGAAAAUCAAAGGGUUCCAAAAAUCAAUCCCGCACAGUUUUUCCGUAGCCUGGCUGUAAAUGUGCAGGAUGACUCCCAACAACUUCCUCACAUGUCAGCAGAACCUCGUCUGUAAAGACAGACAGUCUACUCCUCAACGAUGUCCAGGUCCUCCAGUCUGACUCCUGGCCUGCAACACCAGAUAUUCGGAACGGCGUUGCGGAGGUCAGACGUUUAUGUGAGAGAUUCAAAAUUGAGGAAAGGGAAAGUGUCUUAGGAUUUAGGGAGUAUAAAGACCUAAAAGCUUACAAAAUACCAGCAGCCCUGAAGCCUCUUCUUAAAGCUGUCCACACCAUUGCAGCAUCAACAAGUGAAUGUGAACGAGCUUUCAGUUCAAUGAAUGACACUCUCACUGAUAAAAGAAACUCACCUCACAUCAAAAGGCUUUCAAAUCUGAUUUUCCUCAAAUGCAACGGACCACCAUUGGAUCAAUUUAAUGCAAAAAAGUUAUGUGAGGUCAUGGCUGGCAACAGGGAGAAGGAGUGCAACAUGUACAUCCUGUGAAGCCCCUAGUGCUAACAAAGUGAACCCCAAGGCCUGCUGGAGCCUUUUCUGAAAUGACUUGGACAAUGGUUGUGUCAGGUUUAAGCACCUAAGACACCAUAUAACAACACAACACAAGGAAAGAGACACAAAAGUCAGAAUUCUGCUCGAGGAGAAUGGAAUAAGGCCACACCAACCCAGUCUCCACUGAGCUGACAGUUCCUCAAACCAUUCUGGCCUUUGGAAUCCGAGCACCUCUAUUUGUUACAAGUUGGGAGCUUCCCUAGAUACAUGCCUGAAGAGCUGAUCUAAAGGGUGGGGGGGAACGCAGCUCUCAGUCUUAAACUGUUACAAGUUUAAAACAAAGAGCAUUCAUUAUUACACAAAGAACUUUCAGUGUCUAAUCACACGAUGAGUAGCAAACAGUUUGCACGAGUCAGCAAUUGACAGAACAGCAGAUCUCCACAGGUCAUCAUCCUCAGGUCACAUUAGGUCAGAUUUUAACACCCAUAGACUCUCAUGAGGGGACUUUACAAUACAGCAACUGUUUAAGCAUUCAAAUGGUAAAAUCAUUAAGCAUAAAGCAUGAUAAAUGAAAACAUGAAUAAUUCCAUCAGGUUGUUAUUGUAUGUGCAAUUUGUUAAUUUGGCACGGCACAGUCUGGUUACAUUUUUUAAAUUACUUUUGAAGAUCUGAAGAUUUUAACUUGAUAUUAUGCUUGAAAAUGUUCUAUGUAGUUUCAACAAGUUACAUAUAAGCUAAAGUCACUGGCGUAGUGUUUUUAUUAGUUAGUUUAUGUAUAUUUUAACAUUAUUUUGAUCUCCUGCAUAAUUUAUUUAAUUAUGCAUAAGUCACUUUGAUUCACUAUUUCAAGAAUUUCUGUUACGCUGUUGUAGGUUGCCUGAUUGCUAAUUAAUAAAGCAAAGGAAAUGGUAUACUUUCACUUGAACUCGUUUAAUGUCCUGAUUUUUUGUUUUUUGGCUCCCUGCCUUUUUGGACUUAUUCUUAAUAAAAGGAUUUUAUGUUAUUGCUCCACUGUCA
Messenger RNA from Nothobranchius furzeri (turquoise killifish), 3480 nucleotides. RefSeq names its product E3 SUMO-protein ligase KIAA1586. The record is from RefSeq and is a predicted model, not a curated record. Lineage: Eukaryota; Metazoa; Chordata; Actinopteri; Cyprinodontiformes; Nothobranchiidae.